Messenger RNA from Staurois parvus, 329 nucleotides. The record is from the annotation of a GenBank genome assembly. Lineage: Eukaryota; Metazoa; Chordata; Amphibia; Anura; Ranidae.
CCACAGUCUAUAACCAUCUCUUGUAUCAUGUCUGCAGCCUUUAACCAUCUCUUGUAUGUAUCAUGUCCACUAUCUCUGACCAUCUCCUGUAUCAUGUCCACUAUCUCUGGCUAUCUCUUCUAUCCUGUCCACAGUCUCUGACCAUCUCUUGUAUCAUGCCCACUAUCUCUGGCUAUCUGGAAACCAUGUUUUACCCUACUAGGUCUUCCCUUUCUAUCCUCCCCGCCAUCGCUCUAAUUGGCCUAUUAUGCCAGGGGGUUAGAAGGUCUUCCUGAUCAUGUGACCACCAUGAUUGGUUGUUUCUGUAGUCAUAGUUACAUAGUUAUUCU